AUGGUACAGGAAAUAGAUUUAGGAAUAACAUGUGAUAUGCAUGUUCAUGUGAGAGAGGGUGCAAUGUGUGAAUUAGUCACCCCCAAGAUUAGAGAUGGUGGAGUUUCAGUGGCCUACAUCAUGCCAAACCUACAACCUCCUAUUACCACUCUGGAUAGAGUAAUUGAGUAUAAGAAAACACUACAAAAGUUAGCUCCUAAGACUACCUUUUUGAUGAGUUUCUAUCUUUCUAAGCAUCUGACUCCAUUAUUAAUCCACGAAGCUGCUAAGCAAAAAGCAAUUCGUGGAGUAAAGUGCUACCCAGCGGGAGUAACAACAAAUUCAGAUGCUGGAGUCGAUCCAAAUGAUUUCAGUGCCUUCUACCCAGUAUUUAAAGCUAUGGAAGAAGAGAACCUAGUAUUAAACUUGCAUGGAGAAAAACCUUCUGUAUAUGAGGGAGACGAAGAAGCUAUUCAUGUGUUGAAUGCGGAAGAAGCUUUUUUACCAGCCUUGAGAAAGUUGCACGAUGACUUCCCAAACUUGAAGAUAAUUCUAGAGCACUGUACUAGCGAAUCGGCCAUCAAGACAAUCGAAGAUAUAAACAGGGAUGUAAAGAAUGCAGCUGACAUAAGAGUUGCCGCCACAUUGACAGCCCAUCACCUAUUUUUAACAAUUGAUGAUUGGGCUGGAAAUCCGGUAAAUUUUUGCAAGCCGGUUGCAAAACUUCCAAAUGAUAAAAAAGCCUUAGUAAAAGCUGCAGUAUCGGGAAAACCAUAUUUUUUCUUUGGAUCUGACUCAGCUCCUCACACUGUACAAAAUAAGACCAAGUAUAUGGGUGUUUGCGCAGGAGUUUACUCUCAAUCCUUUGCGAUCCCUUAUGUAGCCCAAGUAUUUGAGGAGCAGAAUGCUUUGCAAAACCUGAAAGGUUUUGUUUCUGACUUUGGAAAUUCUUUUUACGACAUAAAAGACAGCGAAUUAGCCUCCUUAGAUAGGGCAAUAUUAUACAGAACUGAGCAGAUUGUUCCCCAGACUAUAAGUGAUGGCAAAGAAACUAAUGUUAUCCCAUUUAAGGCUGGUGAUAAACUGGACUGGUCUGUGAGAUGGGAAUCCCGUUGA
Messenger RNA from Saccharomyces mikatae IFO 1815, 1095 nucleotides. It is a transcript of the gene URA4, whose product is annotated as dihydroorotase. Gene Ontology annotation, molecular function: dihydroorotase activity. The transcript has a single exon. The record is from RefSeq and is a predicted model, not a curated record. The coding region runs from base 1 to 1095 and encodes 364 amino acids. Gene Ontology annotation, cellular component: cytoplasm. Lineage: Eukaryota; Fungi; Ascomycota; Saccharomycetes; Saccharomycetales; Saccharomycetaceae. Gene Ontology annotation, biological process: 'de novo' pyrimidine nucleobase biosynthetic process; pyrimidine nucleotide biosynthetic process.